Molecule: messenger RNA, 3066 nt
Organism: Homarus americanus (American lobster)
Lineage: Eukaryota; Metazoa; Arthropoda; Malacostraca; Decapoda; Nephropidae
Product: probable glutamate receptor
Exons: 13
Coding region: 840-2879 (679 amino acids)
Cellular component (GO): membrane
Molecular function (GO): ligand-gated monoatomic ion channel activity
Source: RefSeq, a predicted model, not a curated record
ACCAGGGGAACAGACGACGCCCUUGAGACAGAUAUCAGACAAGAGGAAGAACUUGCCAUCCAAGAGAUCACUCAAAACCGUGAAGCCUCAAGCCCCUUGCAACAGUUCACGAGGAAUAGAACAACACGCACAGACCGUCGGUAAACACACGGUCACAGGCAAGAGAGGCAGCACCCUCAAGAGAGCAGAAAAAACUCCCGAGAUACCUCCAAAAACAAGCGGAAUUCCGUCUCCUGUUCCCCACUUGGAGGAGGUGCCCAAGAAACAGCCACCAAUGAACGGUACAUACCAACGCCCUGGUUUCAUCCGUUUUGUUUCUCAUACUCCUACUGUUUGCGUAGUGGACAUUUAAGUUAGUCGUGUUCUGAGUCCUCUCUUUGACUCGUUUUGGUUUUAACUCCGCGCCAAGUUUAGUUUUGUCAUCAUUCCUAGCACUAUUUCCCUGGCGCUAAGGAAAUUCUGGAAGAUUUAUAAACUUAAUAUGUGGAGGGAAAUACACACACACACACAAAGAGUUAUCAUGAAAAUUUCAUGUUGUAAUCUCUCUUCUGUGUGAACUACAGUAUAUAGUGAUGUAAACUUUAUAAUCUAUAAAUGCUCAAAUAGUUUCAUGGGAGAAGCAGAGACAGGAGCUACCAAUAACAGACCAGGUUUGCCGUGACGUAAGAAAUGGUGAGCAGGACCUGCGUGAGUCUGUUACUUCUUUCCUAUAAAUAAGGAGUCAGGCAGGUAGCGGGGAGAGUUGUGCGGCAGAGACGGGAGGUUAACACGGUAUGUUAGAGAUGGUAAACAGCACGAAAUGAAUAUUGACCGUCUCAACAGAUAACUACAAGGUGGUGAUGUUACUCGGGUGUCACAUAAUGGUGGUGGUGGUGGUGGUGAGCGCUGUACCCAAAGCUGUCCAGGAAGUGAGUGGGUCUAUGGAGCAGGUGGGCGUGGAUGUCGGUGUGAUGAUGAGUCAGGUUUUGGAACACCAUCUCACUGGCUGUCACCUAGUGCUCGUCACAACUACACUGCAUUUAUACGUCUCCACCAGUGUAAUAAGACACAUGGGUGUGCGUGUAGAGGCUGGCGUGGCAGUGGAAGCUGGGUGGAUGUUGUCCCAGGACCAGCUGACCCAGGACCACCUCCUGCAGGGGCUGUGGGGAGACAUCAGAACCACCUGCCGGGCCCUCAUCCUUGAUCUCACUGCCAACAACAGUGCUGAUUCCGUCAUGAAGUUGGUAGAGGUGGCAGGACUCUGGCAGAGGUCAGGUACGGUGGUAGUUGUUGUGGGUAAGAGGGCAGGAGUGAAGGCCGUACUCCUCCACCAUAGUCUCCGUAACACACUCCACGCUCUCUACCUGGCCCCCCAUGACCUGACCUUCCACUCCCCACCACGUUCCAGUAACUCACGCCUCAGGAAGGUCCUCGAGAAGGAAGCAUCAGUGAGUGAGCGUGUGUGGGUGUACCGGCGGUGUCUGUUCUGCAACAACGGGGAGGCGGACGUCCAACUUAUCCAAGACUGGAACCUCACAUCCCCUCCCCAGCAUACUGAUGAACUCUUCUUUAAUGCAGAAAGGUUUCAUGACUUCAUGGGCCUUAAGAUGAAGUUCUCAGCAAUUCGUUACUUCCCAUACAAUGACUACACGCCCGACAGUAGUGAGCCAGGCAGUACCGUCACUCUCAAAGAUUGCCUUGACGCUAGACUGCUUUCUGUUCUGGAACCAGCACUCAACUGCAGUUCUGAGAUUCGAGCACAGUCUGAGCGUGCUUGGGGUACAUUGGAGGAUGGCCAGUUUACUGGAAUGAUGGGCGAAUUCCAGCGAGAAGAGAUAGACAUUGGUAUGCCCACGGCUCCCGCUGUAGAGCGGAGUGUUGUCUUGGAUAACUUCGGUGCUUAUCAAGCUGAUGUGGUAUGCCCGGUAUCCUUGAAGCCUACUCUGUUACCUCAAUACCUGUCUCUGAUUAGACCAUUUGCAGGAGAACUGUGGGGAGGAUUACUGUUGAGUGUGUUGGCGUGGGGCGUGGUUAUGUGGCUGCUGCAGAAUGCCUGGUGGUGGGUGACAGGAGAUCGUGGUGUUAAAUUCAGCACAGCCCUCCUGUAUGGCUGGGCCGUGCUAUUAGAACGGCCGACCUCAAACCCUCCCGUCAAUGACUCAGGCAGACUGUUGGUAGGAUGGUGGCUGGUGUUCUGUCUGGUCGUCACCACAGGGUAUCGUUCGUCUUUAAUUGCUCACCUGACAGUCCAGGGGAAGUCCCAACCACCUGAAACCUAUGAGGAUCUGGUGUCUCUGGACAACUGGAAGUGGGGUACCCAGUCUUGGAUGUUAAAAGGAUCGCCCGGACAAUAUUUCUCGAGGCACACUGACCCUGUCGUUCAAGAGAUAAAUCGAAGAAUGGAGCCUUUGACAGCUACUGAGGGACUGCACAAGGUAUUAGAAGGAAGAAACUCAUUCAUCACUCCCAGAUUUUACAUUACCGUCGUCAUCGAUUCCCACUACACUGACAGCUACAGCCAAAGUCCCUUUUACAUCAGCAAAACUGGAAUUAAAAUAAUAGCUGCCUUUGGCUGGUCUUUCAGGAAAGGAGCACCAUAUUACAGGCGAUUUCAUCAAAUGGUUUUACGGUUGACUGACGCUGGCAUUAUACAACACUGGACUGAUGACGUGAUAGCCAGGCGCGUGAAGGAGAACAGGGCAGCUGCUGCACUGGACCCUAUUGCAACCCUGAGUAACGAAAAAGAGAUGGUCCUAGGGAUGCAGCACAUGCAAGGCGCCUUCUACCUCUUGUUUCUGGGGUGCGGCCUCGUCAUCCUCAUCCUGCUGAUGGAGUAUAUCGUCCAGUAUCAUCCUCGUCUCAACAAAACUUUCGCGAUUACCACCAGACCUGAGGAAUGAUGAUACUAGGAAUAUAAAAAAUCGAAUACAGCAAAAUUCAAAUAUUAGACAAAAGGGCUAACUAUCCUGUGAAGUAAAUAUUUUGAUCUAUUUGAGAAUGCUAACAAUGGUAAAUAAUAUAUGUUCACCAGUUAUUUAUACCAUAUGAUCUGUACAAGACCAACCAAAUAGAAAAUAUUGAAAAUUU